AAGACCACACGGAUCGUUCACUUUACCGGCGUCUGUGCUCAAGAGGCUGCGGUCCAUGAGUGCGGAGUCUCCCUGUCCAACAGCGGUUAACCGGGCGGCAUUCUGAGUGUUUAUCCUCGCAGAAAUGUUGUGUUUGAGCGGGUUGUCGGUGGCCCUCGCCCUCGCUCUCGUGCCGGGUCCCUCCGAAGCCUUGAAGGAAGGAGACUGUGAAGUGUGCGUGACUUUCCUGGGGAAGUUUUAUCAGUCGCUGAAGGACAGUGAUGUAAAGUUUAACAGCGCAGACAUCGAGAAGGCGCUCACGGCGAGCUGCAAAGACGCCAAAGGCAAAGAAAAUCGCUUUUGUUACUACAUCGGUGCAACGAGUGACGCGGCAACCAAGAUGAUCAAUGAGGUUUCCAAACCGCUCAGCUACCACGUCCCCGUGGAGAAGAUCUGCGAGAAGCUCAAGAAGAAGGACGGCCAGAUCUGCGAGCUGAAAUACGAUAAACAGUUGGACCUGACCUCAGUGGACCUGAAAAAGCUUAAAGUGAAGGACCUGAAGAAGAUCCUGGAGGAGUGGGGCGAAUCGUGCAAGGGCUGCGCUGAAAAGUCCGACUUCAUCCGCAAAAUCACAGAGCUGAUGCCCAAGUACGCGCCGGCUGCCGCCAAAGCACGGACAGACCUGUAAAAACAUAAAUAUAUGGACUCUGAUCAGACUGCAAUCCAGCGCAGAGAGGAAGGCGGACCGGGAGUUUUGUUGGGCAUGUUUGUUUUGUUUUUUUUAAUAUUUGAAGAGGCAGUAUCAGAAGUAUAGAUGUUAGCGUAGUCCUGAUCUGUACUUCUAAGUGAGGGAGAGCCAGCAGCAGUAGUUAAUACAUUUCACAGUGACUGCCUAAAUAAGACUGUUUCCUCCAGUUUUUUUUUCACCACAUUGACUCGGACGUUUAUAAAUUCUAAGUGUGUGCGACUCUGAGCCGCGAUGAGGGAAAUCCAAACAGUAAGAGGAGCUGGGAGUGACCGAGGAGCCAAACAUGGAGAAAUCUGUAACGAGGGGAGACACGGUUCGCCUUUGUUCCUCCGUGUUAUCUGUACAUUCAUGUGAAGAUUAAAACAGGAGCUGCUGACGGAGAAUUCAACUACUAUUCAUUUGUCUAAAUGUUAAAAAAUAAUAAAUCCAGGCUAAAAUAAGAUGAUUGGGUUUGGAUCUCCUGAUCGCUGUCCAUCGUAUUGGUUCCCAAACAGGUGCGCACAGCCUUUAAAUUGGGGGAAAAAUACUCACACGAAUCAGAAAAGAUACCAGAACUAGGCUCAUGUGGAGGAGAGGAGGAGAACACGGGGAGAUGUCACCUGGAAGUUUUCCUGAGGAGGAGAUGUUUAAAGUUUGUGGUCAGAGAAGCUGCUCCCACAGAUCCCCUCUGACAUGAGCUCCGCUGUUUCCACGGUGACUGCCGGACGGGUGGAUGUCGCUGAGACUUGUGGGUGAUCCUGACAUACUGAGUGUUCGUUCAGCUCCACCCUGCCGUGAUCUGUUUCAGUAAAGCUGCAGUUAGUCUUUCUGUCCUCGUUAGAUUGAAGGUCUCUGCACGAUCGUCCCGUCUCACCUGUGAACGUCUCGUCCAGUGAGAAAGCUCCGCCUCCCUCAGGUUAAAAUAACGGUUCAGGCCCCUCCGUCAUCCACCGUCCUCUACCAUCCUCUCUGGUUUUAAGUACAGAAAAACCCCGGAACGUUCCCACUUCCACUGUUUGGAUCAUUUGUGCUUGCCGCUCGGGUUUGUUAGGAUUUACGAGUGGCCUCAGGUCGAGUGCGGUGCUGGACUUCACAGCUCUUGGAGAAAGAUUAGCACAAAACUUCAAACCACCGAUGACAAGUGUGGGUGACUGUCAGCAAAGCAGGAAACAUUUUAUUUAGGAUAAUAUUUGAGGGUUUUUUUUCUCUUCAAUUUCUAAUAAAUAAAUACAGUUUCUGGCUUUUUUACAUCCACGUUAGAUGUUUAAAUCCACCCGAGCUCCUCCCAAACAGUGCUGGAGUCACUCAAAUGUCAAAAAGUCAUUUUUGAUGUCA
Molecule: messenger RNA, 2041 nt
Organism: Oreochromis niloticus (Nile tilapia)
Lineage: Eukaryota; Metazoa; Chordata; Actinopteri; Cichliformes; Cichlidae
Gene: manf
Product: mesencephalic astrocyte-derived neurotrophic factor
Exons: 4
Coding region: 125-667 (180 amino acids)
Biological process (GO): dopaminergic neuron differentiation; neuron projection development
Cellular component (GO): endoplasmic reticulum
Source: RefSeq, a predicted model, not a curated record